ACAUACCUGUUCGCUGGUACUAGUUGUGAUGGACGCAACUCAUGCGUGUCGCGUAAAAGAGAAAAAGCUAAAAAACGCUAUUGCGAAUGCGAGAGAAUGGGAUGAUUGUCCAGGCAAUGUAUGUAGGCUAUGGUUAGUGGAUGCUGAACCGCUUCCUUCCCGCCAUUGUGUGCUCAUUGAAACGUAACGAAUCACAAUUGUGACGGAGAGUACCCACCCAUAUUAAACAAUAGAGCCAGUUUUAACGUUCCAGCAUAAAUACCUAAAGGGGUAUGGUUACAGUCCACAAGUUUCCCUUUGACCAAACACCUCGGACGUUUCCUAAAAAAAAAGUAACUGUACUUGUACACAAUCAUUUGGACUCAAACAAAAAAACGGCUUUUCCAAGAGAUUCGCCGUUUUUCGGUCUCUCAUUUCAAGAAACGUACGGACUACCGUGUAGCGUGUUUGCAGAAACAGGAUUUAAGCAAGUACUAGAAGACUGGCGCGACUACAUGCCCGAAUUUCAAAUUUCUUUGCCAAAACAUAAACCCGUACCGAACUUUUAUGUCAAAAACAUAUCCAAAGUUUUUUUUGUUGAUGAAAAAAUCGAUUUUAAAGUCGGAGAUGAAUUGAACGCUCGAAUUGAAAUACAGGAGAAAAAUAAUCUUUCUCGUGGCGGAGAUUACUUUAUCGCCAGACUAGUGUAUGGUAAACCAUCAUUAUAUCCCGAUGGAAUACCUGGAAAAGUCACAGACCACCGAAACGGAUCGUAUAGUAUACAAGUACCGCUGCUGAUACCAGGACAAGCACGACUGGAAGUUAAACUUAUUGUUUCACUAAGAGGAAUAGCUGAACUUAUACGCUGUACUUCUACUCGAAGCUUCCUUGGAUCAAAAUAUGUUUCUGUAUUAGAAACUGGUGAAGUUGUAGAAUGUAACGUGGACUUUAAUGGUACCAGUCUUCAAAGCGACGAUAUAUGCGACUACAGUAACCCAAGAAACCAAGAACCGUGGUUCUGCGCAAAACCAGCGUCCAAAAACUGCUCUAGAAUUGCCGACACCACCUUUCAGCAUUACCAUUCAAACUUUUAUUCGAACUAUGAUGCCUGUAACGAUGACCUAAUUCGCGCUUUCGGGUGGAACAUAACCAUUCCCGGUUCCGGGCUAAAUGUUACUGUAAAACCGAGCGAAUCUAAACUGCAAGAGCCAUUGGCCUUAUGUAAAACCGACUUAAAUGGUUUAGACUCUAUUCGACCGAACGGGUAUGUUGUAGACGGAAGUUGGCAUUCCAGACUAUGUUACAACUCAAUAACUGCAGGAGCACCAGUCAAUGCUUGCUUUGAAAACAAAGUUGUCUACUUUUUAGGCGACUCAACCAUAAGACAGUUCUAUUACCUUGCAGUAAAUUCAUUAGGACUCAUUUCAGAAGGUCCAAAUAAUGGUCGCGUUUGGCAACAACCGCAAACUGCCGGAGGUCCAGGAAAUAGCAGAUUAUAUUAUCGUGCCCACGGGCCGCCUUUGCAAAACCCAGGCCCCCCGAAAAGCAGGCCAUACAUGAGUGACGUGCUGGAUGAGAUCCUACCUGGCGACCAAGAAGUUGUUAUUGUUCUUAACAUUGGGUUACACAUUCUGUAUUUUGAACCAUCUGUUCUUAUUCACCGUUUAAAGGGAAUUCGAGACGCAAUGUUACGUCUAAACCAGCGCCGAUCCAACGUUCGUUAUAUAUACAGAAGCCAACGAGUGCUUUCUACACUUAAUAGCUGGCUUGUUUACCGACACGGUGUCAUCACUCGAAAGAUAUUCAAAGACGUUAACAAUUUUUUCUAUUUUGACUUGUGGGACAUUUCAGCCUUAUGGCCGUUGGACGAUUAUCACCCAAAAGCGUUUCACGUUGAAAGAGAAGCGUUGUUUUUAUUUAGUUACAUCUGCAACGGAAUUCAAAUUUAACGAAGUUGUGAUUUUUUAAUAAAUUUAGUUAUUUCAAA
This is a messenger RNA of Ciona intestinalis (vase tunicate), 1966 nucleotides long. Lineage: Eukaryota; Metazoa; Chordata; Ascidiacea; Phlebobranchia; Cionidae. The record is from RefSeq and is a predicted model, not a curated record.